Gekko japonicus is the source of this 2640-nucleotide messenger RNA. RefSeq names its product negative elongation factor complex member C/D (gene NELFCD). The record is from RefSeq and is a predicted model, not a curated record. Gene Ontology annotation, molecular function: RNA binding. Gene Ontology annotation, biological process: negative regulation of transcription elongation by RNA polymerase II. NCBI's taxonomy places the organism in Eukaryota, Metazoa, Chordata, Lepidosauria, Squamata, Gekkonidae. Gene Ontology annotation, cellular component: NELF complex; nucleus.
CGGGGCCGGCGGCGGGCUCGGCGAUGCGGGGCGGGGCCGGCGGAGCCCAUGGAGGAGCCCGACUAUUUCGGAAGCAGCGCGGUCGAGUGGGGGGACGAGGCUGGCGCAGACGGAGGAGCGCAAGAUGAUGAAUAUGGUGAAGAAGACGAUGCUGAGGUCCAGCAGGAUUUGCACAAGUUUUCCACCCGAGAUUACAUAAUGGAGCCUUCCAUUUUUAAUACUUUAAAAAGGUAUUUCCAGGCAGGCGGCUCCCCGGAGAACGUCAUCCAGCUCUUAUCAGAAAACUAUACUGCAGUAGCUCAAACAGUAAACUUGUUGGCUGAGUGGCUCAUUCAAACAGGUGUUGAACCAAUUCAAGUCCAGGAGACUGUGGAAAACCAUUUAAAAAGCUUGCUCAUUAAACACUUUGACCCCCGAAAAGCAGACUCCAUUUUCACAGAGGAAGGCGAGACUCCAGCAUGGCUUGAGCAAAUGAUAGCACAUACUACAUGGAGGGACCUCUUCUACAAAUUGGCUGAAGCUCAUCCAGAUUGCCUCAUGCUGAAUUUUACUGUCAAGCUUAUCUCUGAUGCUGGGUACCAGGGAGAGAUAACCAGUGUGUCCACAGCGUGCCAGCAGUUAGAAGUCUUUUCUCGAGUUCUGCGUACCUCCCUGGCGACCAUCUUAGACGGUGGAGAAGAAAACCUGGAGAAGAAUCUGCCUGAAUUUGCCAAAAUGGUGUGCCACGGAGAACAUACGUACCUCUUUGCCCAGGCAAUGAUGUCCAUACUGGCCCAGGAAGAACAAGGUGGUUCUGCUGUGCGCAGGAUUGCGCAAGAGGUUCAGCGGUUUGCUCACGAAAAAGGCCAUGAUGCUAGUCAGAUCACUUUAGCUCUGGGAACUGCCGCCUCCUACCCCCGGGCCUGCCAAGCUCUCGGAGCCAUGUUGUCGAAAGGAGCUCUGAACCCAGCGGACAUCACAGUCCUGUUCAAAAUGUUCACAAGCAUGGAUCCCCCUCCAGUAGAGCUGAUCCGAGUGCCUGCUUUCCUGGAUCUCUUCAUGCUCUCGCUGUUUAAACCUGGUGCUAAGAUCAAUCAGGACCAUAAGCACAAAUAUAUCCAUAUCUUGGCCUACGCAGCUAGCGUUGUCGAAACAUGGAAAAAGAACAAGAGAAUGGGCAUAAAUAAAGACGAGCUCAAGUCCACCUCAAAAGCUGUUGAAACGGUUCAUAAUCUCUGCUGUAAUGAGAAUAAGGGAGCAUCUGAACUUGUAGCAGAGCUGAGCACCCUUUACCAGUGCAUCAGGUUUCCAGUAGUAGCAAUGGGGGUACUGAAAUGGGUCGACUGGACAGUGUCAGAGCCCCGCUAUUUCCAGCUCCAGACGGAUCAUACCCCAGUGCAUUUGGCACUGUUGGAUGAGAUCAGCACAUGCCAUCAACUGCUUCACCCUCUGGUCUUGCAGCUGCUUGUCAAGCUCUUCGAGACAGAGCACUCUCAGCUUGACGUCAUGGAGCAGGUGCUAGAUGUGAUCGCCCCUCCGUAUACCUCUGACUUUGUGCAGCUUUUUCUCCCAAUCCUGGAGAAUGACAGCAUUGCAGGCACUAUCAAGACAGAAGGCGAGCAUGACCCCGUCACGGAAUUCAUAGCACAUUGUAAAUCGAACUUCAUCAUGGUCAACUGAGCCAGGAAAGAGAAGCUGCAGUCCCGAUUCCAUAGACGAUUCCUCCUUUGCGUUGUGCAGCGUAGGAUGGUAUGGAUGGCAUCCAACAAGAAGCAAAGAAUCGCUUGGCAAUUCGGGUUAACUGAGGACUUUUUAACCAGUGAAAUUAAAAGUUUACUUUAUUUAGGGAACAGGUGUUUUUUUUCCUCCCCAUGACUUCAGAGAACUACUAGCACCCAAAACCUUUUGUAGAGUAAGGGGAACAGUGAAGUAUCGUGUGCUUGUGACUACAGGUGCAAGAUCUGUGUUUCCAUAGCCAAACAGAAAGUGGGUAAUGCAACAGCUGACAAAAUUGCUCCUAAAGAUGUUUCCCCCACUCUGCGUUGCAUACACAGGUGAUUUGUGGCUGAGAAAGUGUUGUGUUAAUAGCUUGUGCAGGCCGUUUGAUCCCUAACAGUUCUGUGGCAUCUCAUGACAAAGCUGUUGGUUUAUUUGUCUGAUCUACUCUCCUAUUCAGAAAUGUCUUACAUGAGUCUAAGAACAGAAGAGCUAGCGCUAGUCAUCCAGUUAAAUCAGUGAAUCGGCUGUUAGUGCUCUGUUGCAUAGCAGUUGUGGCACUCUCUUGGUAGCCUCUGCAUAGCAAUGUCCUUUUCUUUAAAAAAAUGUUAAAUUCUUUGGCCACAGAUAUUUAUAGAUAACCACUAGUUCUCUGCAGGUCCCCUUGAAGAAACACUGUAAUGUUGUGUAUUUAUAUAUAUUUUUAAGUCAGCCAUGACUACAGGUUUCAGUACCACAUGACAGCAUCUACUGUUGAAGCAUCUGGAUGCGCAGGACCAAUGUAGCAUUCUGCAGGUCAGUAGGAAUGGCCACGGACUGCAUUUUUGCGGUUCAGUUCGUGAGCAAACCAUGAACCGGUACAAACUGAGGGGGUUGGUUUAUGAACUGAACUGGUUGGUAGUGGUUUGUGACCCCUGCUUUCUGCUCUCUGCUGCUUUUUGCAGG